AUGUAUCGGCCAGUAGUUUCAAUGAAACUCGCCUUUACGGAACACAGCAUCGGCAGCGCACCUGCGGAGAGCCAGAGCCCCGGAGACGCACCUGCCUCGCAUCCCUGCGGCAUCCGAUCCUCCGAUAUCAUCAUCCUUCCCAACGUGGAGGUAACCAGAAAGACAUCUGGGAUUAUUGAAAUAGAGGUGAAACCUCUGCGAAAAACUGAGAAGAGCAAAGUGUAUUACCUGUGCAUUGCCACCGCCACACCUGGCGCGCAGGACGCGUGGUCCGAGAGCACCUGGAUCUAUCACGAGGGGCAUGACACUAAAGUGAUCGUGGUGGAGGAGAAGAAGUUCCUGCUGCCUUUCUGGCUGCAGGUGAUUUUUAUUGCCAUGUUGUUGUGUUUGUCCGGCAUGUUCAGCGGGCUGAAUCUGGGACUGAUGGCGCUGGAUCCCAUGGAGCUCCGGAUUGUCCAGAACUGCGGGACUGAGAAGGAGAAGAAUUACGCGAAGAAGAUCGAGCCAGUCCGAAGCCAAGGAAACUACCUUCUGUGCUCUUUGCUAUUGGGAAAUGUCUUGGUCAAUACCACUUUGACUAUCCUGCUCGAUGACAUCGCAGGAUCAGGGCUGAUCGCUGUAGUGGUGUCCACUAUAGGGAUCGUGAUUUUUGGGGAAAUCGUGCCACAAGCAAUCUGUUCCAGGCAUGGGCUCGCCGUGGGCGCAAACACUAUACUCCUGACUAAAUUCUUUAUGAUCCUCACUUUCCCUGCAUCAUAUCCCGUCAGUAAACUCCUGGACCACGUGCUGGGGCAGGAGAUCGGCACUGUGUACAACAGGGAGAAGCUUCUGGAGAUGCUCAGGGUGACAGAUCCGUAUAAUGACCUGGUGAAAGAGGAGCUCAACAUCAUCCAGGGCGCUCUGGAGCUCAGGACUAAAACUGUGGAGGAUGUCAUGACGCCUUUGCGAGACUGCUUCAUGAUCGCCGCUGAUGCCAUCCUGGACUUCAACACCAUGUCUGAGAUCAUGGAAAGCGGCUACACGCGAAUACCUGUGUGUGAGGGCGAGAGAUGUCAUAUUGUGGACUUGCUGUUUGUCAAGGACUUGGCCUUUGUGGAUCCAGAUGACUGCACGCCGUUGAAAACCAUCACCAAGUUCUACAGCCACCCUCUGAAUUUUGUCUUCAAUGAUACAAAGCUGGAUGCCAUGCUCGAGGAGUUUAAAAAAGGUGUGGGGUUCAAUGAAGACAAUUCAAGAAGAGUGAAUUAA
This is a messenger RNA of Sinocyclocheilus anshuiensis, 1248 nucleotides long. Its product is annotated as metal transporter CNNM2-like. Gene Ontology annotation, biological process: magnesium ion homeostasis; transport. Lineage: Eukaryota; Metazoa; Chordata; Actinopteri; Cypriniformes; Cyprinidae. Bases 1 to 1248 code for a protein of 415 amino acids. Gene Ontology annotation, molecular function: magnesium ion transmembrane transporter activity. The record is from RefSeq and is a predicted model, not a curated record. The transcript has 3 exons. Gene Ontology annotation, cellular component: plasma membrane.